Thalassophryne amazonica is the source of this 2206-nucleotide messenger RNA. RefSeq names its product keratinocyte differentiation factor 1a (gene kdf1a). NCBI's taxonomy places the organism in Eukaryota, Metazoa, Chordata, Actinopteri, Batrachoidiformes, Batrachoididae. Gene Ontology annotation, biological process: regulation of epidermal cell division; keratinocyte development. The transcript has 4 exons. Bases 400 to 1584 code for a protein of 394 amino acids. Gene Ontology annotation, cellular component: cell junction. The record is from RefSeq and is a predicted model, not a curated record.
GUUUACCUCCGCGUCUUCUUCUGCGCUUUUGUCUCGGCGUCCUGUGACGUCACCGCUCACCUGUGGGUGGGAGUCGGAUCUGGGAUUAGCUGUAGCCGCAGGUAAUAAGCAGCCAGUCAUUAAGAGAUCGGAUGCGACACGGAUGAGUCGAGGCUUUUGUUUUUUGUAUUUUUUUUUUUAAGUUUAUGGAGAAGCGACGCGUUGGACAUUUGCAGGGUUCGACGUCGGGUGGAAAUAAGUAAUUAGUUCUUCAGCUGCGUGCGCCCGAAUCCUCCUUUGUGGCGCUAACAGACGAAAGUUUGCGCUCCUGAGACUUCCGCGGUUUCCUGGCUGAUCAAGUUAUCCCGGAUAAAACAACCAAAACUGGUUUCUCUUAUGCGGUUGCGGGCACUUUGAGCCAUGCCUGGCCACAGCACAGGGGCCCAGCAGACCCGCCACCACAAACAUCACAGCUCCAGCUCCAGAGCAGACAAGUACAGACAGGCUCGGACCAUGUCCAGAGAGAGCGCAGGUGACCGCGACUGCUGCAGGGAUCCUCAUGGGGAGCAUGCUCAGAAUCACCAUGCUGACCACUCUCGCUAUCCUGACCGGUACAGUCGCAGAAGUCAGCCACGAAAUGGCACCGGGCGGCGGUCAGAGACGAUAGGGUUCAUUCCUGGGUCUGCGGACAAUGCGCCCAUGAGCGGACGUGCCUGCGGCUCGUGUGCCUCGAUGGGCUGGAGUGGAUGUAAGGCCCUAAUCUGCUGCGUGCUGACCUGUGGGUUUUAUGGCAGCAAGGAGCCGUGUCUGCCUUUAAACGAGAGCUCCACAGACCACUCUCCUAAAACAGGUGCUGAGCCCCACCCUCCUAAUGGCAUGGCAGGGACUACCCCUGCCUUCAUCACCCCUUUAGAGACCAGCAAAUCCACCAAAGCCUCUAAGCUGCCCAUGAAUGACAGCUUCCGCUAUCCGGAUGUGCGCAUCGCAGGUAAGACGGUAAAGUAUCCGAUCUCUGCCCCCAAACGGCCCCGUGUGCCUGGUAAGGGGGACAACCAACGGCCGGACAGCAACGCUAGCCUGUACUCCCGGGAGGACUUUGAUUUAGAUGAUCUGAGUGACACAGGCACAGAUAUUGACUCUCUUAUCACCAAAAAGCUGCUGGAGCUCUACGCCUGGCAUCAGAUUGACCAGCUGGCCAAGUGCACCUCUGACUCCUCGUUCUCCCGCAAGACCAAUGAGAUCAGUGAGCUCAUCUACAGCAUCGCUCAGGACUAUAACCUGGAGGAGCAGGAGGCAGAGUGCAAGCUGGUGCAUGGGGUCAUCCGCAUCAGUACACGAAAGGGUAAGAGGAACAAGUCCUCAGGACAGCGCCCUAAUGGUAGGAGUGACGGGACACUCCCUCCGGACAGCGGGAACGACACCAUGAACUAUAUGAGUAGUGACGUGCCAGAGGUCAAAGUGUCGGAGCAGACACCAUCAGAUGAGCUGGCGAGGAAAAUGAGACUCUACAGUACGAGAAAGUACUCCUCCAGUAUGGCCACAGCCUACUCGCCCUAUCAUCAUGACACUGAAACGGACUCUUCAGGUGCUCCUCUGCUUCUCUGAUGGACAGCAGGUUUAAAAAAAAAAGAAAGAAAAGAGUUAUUGACUAGAUUUGUAGCCAGCUAGAUGGACAAAUUUACAGUACCUUCUGUUACCUUUUUUUGCUGUUACUGAGCGGACCACCUUUCAGUUGGGCCUUGGUAGGCCUCUUUUUCCGUGGUCCUGCUAUUAUCGAGUGUUAUUUUAAUUCGGAUGCUUAUUUUUACAGCAUGUAGCCCACAAACAUUUGUUUCGUCUUGACAAAAGGUAAUCAACAAUGCAAGUCUUAAGUAUUUGUGUGCUGCGUGUGAAGUUGUGUUGGGACAUGAAAUACACUCCAUCGGUUGGCACACAAGAUGACACAACAUAACCGUCCUCAUUCCUGUCUGUGGAAGAUGUGUGUGUUUGUGUGUGUGGUUUUGGUUUUCUUCUUUUUUGGGAGGUGGGGGUGUGUUCCUCCCUCCUGCCAUAUAUGUUUGUGCUUCUUUUGCCAUGAAGCGUGAAGCUCCAGCUGUUAAGCCAUAUUUUUAUGCACAUAUUUUUCAGUCUAUUUUCUGAAUUGCUAAACCAUCUGUGAUAUUUAGUCACAGGUUUUUUUUAUUAUUAUUAUUGUUGUUGUUAUUAAAUGGUAUGACCUGUUUUUGAC